AUGAGAGUUGUAAACUGGUUAACAAUAGUUUUGGUGACCUUGCUGGGUCACCGCUCCCUGGCUCUGGAGUUUGCAGAGUGCGAGAGUGCCCCACAAAUGGGAGUUUACGUGGCCAGCAUCAGUAACUGUUCCAAGUACAUUUACUGCGCCGGACCUGGAUCCUUUGAGGCGGAAUGCCUGGACGGUCACUACUACGAUGCGAAGCAAGAACGCUGCCUGGAUAAGGAGCUGGUUAUGAGGUGUCAGCCGCUGGUUACCACCACUGAGCCACCGGUAAAGCAAGUAGCACCCACAGUGGCCCCAAAGACGGAACCUCUGACCAUCACCCUGGAGGAGUUGCCCAACGCCGGACCCUGCUAUCCCUAUAUGGUGUGCUACGAAGGAGCUGGCCUGGCCAGAUCCUGCACUCCCGCCCAUCUGGUGUCCUGUAAUCGCCGCCAGUCGCCGGGCAUUAUCACCAGCUGCCAGGUGGGCGUUUAUGGUUUUAUGCCACAUCCCCUGAACUGCGCCUACUUCUAUUACUGCUCCAGUGGCCACAAGCUCCUCCAUCGUUGUCCGGUCAACUACACCUGGCACUAUGAACGCAGCUCCUGUGUGCAGCAAUCCGAGAAGAAGUGCUUCUCCGAGGCCCUGCGACUGCGAAGACGGAAGCCAACGCGGGCGGCAAAGCCCAAGGUGUAA
Molecule: messenger RNA, 681 nt
Organism: Drosophila serrata
Lineage: Eukaryota; Metazoa; Arthropoda; Insecta; Diptera; Drosophilidae
Cellular component (GO): extracellular region
Molecular function (GO): chitin binding
Source: RefSeq, a predicted model, not a curated record